This is a messenger RNA of Magallana angulata, 1772 nucleotides long. RefSeq lists its product as uncharacterized. The record is from RefSeq and is a predicted model, not a curated record. Lineage: Eukaryota; Metazoa; Mollusca; Bivalvia; Ostreida; Ostreidae. The transcript has 7 exons. The coding region runs from base 303 to 785 and encodes 160 amino acids.
AUACAAUAUUUAUAUUUACAUAUUUAUCCAAACGACUCAUUAAAUCGCAUAAUUUGAGUUUGCAGAAAGUAAAUUACUAUUAUAAAGUUUUAUAAAAUUGAUAUGUAUCUUGCAGGGAGCUGUGGAAAACGACAAUAGAGAUCAUAGCCAAGAAAGAAAUUCGAAGAAAACACUUAACAAUAUCCAAACAUCAGAAAUAGCUGAUUGGAAUGCCAUUUCCAGCUUAGAUCAGUUGAAAGCUAGUAAUAUCAGAGCCGUCACCAGUAGACCAGUCUGUGAGAUCAAAUAGAUCGUGUUCAAAAAUGAUACAUUUAAUUAGUGGGGAUGAGCUAAUUGAACGGACUGAAGCUCCAGAGAAGAUGUCCCUAGUUCAAUUAAGAGACUAUUUAUGUAUUGGAAGAUCCAGCAGUGGAGUGCAUAAUUGCUCAGGGUUAAAACAAAUUAUAGAUCUUAUUCCCAAGCCAUGGUCCAAUGACACACCAGUGAACCCUGCAUGGUCAUUGCUGACCAAGGGAGAUGUGCAAUACCAAAUCAAAUCAUUAAGCGAGCUCACGGAAAGUCUUCUAGACAAAGAAAGUAUUAAAGAAAGAGUUUUGGACAAUAUGUCUGGUUCUCGUGCACAAAAAGAAGCAGACAUUGAGAAUGUUAAGGAAAUACUACAGGUUAUUGUACAAGAGUUCCACAAAACUGACUUGAAUAAGGCAAUGCAUGGAGAAGUAUUUGAAGCUUUUUGCCAGAUACUGGAGUCUUUGAUUCCUGACAAGCAAACAAAUCAACAAACGUAAACCUGUGGUCUUGAACUUGAUCCUUGAAUGAAGGUGAAGGAAUAAGGGCUAUUUUUGAAAUUCCUGUCCACAACAAAUUUUUUUAACUAUUUUGUAAAUGAUGACGUAUUUCAGCAAUUAUUUUUUAAAGCAACAUAUUUGAGGGCAGUUUGUAUGACAUACUCGUAGAACGUUGUUACAUUUUCAUGAAGCAACAGCAGCAAAUCCUCAAUUCGAUGGUUGUUGUAGCCACCAAGGAAAUGGUAUUUUAUUUCAAGAAAAAAACUAAAGAAAGCAGAUGUGCAAAAUUCUUGAAAUUUUAUAGUGGUACUUGUUUAUCUUCAAUGAUCAGACACCUGAUAAGUAAAUAGAGUGUUCUUUACUAAAUAUAUUACAUUCAGCUUUUCUAUUUAUUUUCAAGUUGAAAGCCUGUUAUGAAAGUUUUACUCAAUAGACUCAAGAUAGAUUGAAUGCAUAUACUUCCUCUUGAUGAAAUAACAUGUAGUGUGUUUCCUACCCAAAAGCUUGCGUUUUUUAUUUGACACAUAUACAUUAAUGUUACCAAAUCAAUUAUUUAAAAAACCUUAUUUCAACGAUUUUGAAGUUUUUGUGCCAAUUUCUUUAUACGAAAACAGAUAAAAAACUACUGCUCAACUAAAUUUUUUGUCUCCUGAUCUUCAUGAAAAAAAUGACGACCGUAAUUGCUCCAGAAAGGCCCCCAUUUUUUAAUGCACCAGUGGGUUUCUAAAUAUAUUGUAACAAUCACAGUUGGCAUUUCCUCGUGAAUUUUGCCAACAAAGUUCAUGAACUCUUCUUUCUACAUUGAACGAAAUUGUAAUAAGAAAAGUGUACCAAUAAUUAUACAUGGUAUAACGUAACAAAUUAUUUUGUUCUCUCUCUUCUUUUUUUUUUUUUACAAUUUUAGCUACAUGUAACACACAAUUGUUUGUCCAUCCAAACAUUAAGUAAUGUUUUUCACUGUUGGUUAUUAUUAAAAGUUCAAGAGUA